This is a messenger RNA of Olea europaea var. sylvestris, 1876 nucleotides long. RefSeq lists its product as uncharacterized. The coding region runs from base 188 to 1663 and encodes 491 amino acids. Lineage: Eukaryota; Viridiplantae; Streptophyta; Magnoliopsida; Lamiales; Oleaceae. The transcript is spliced from 9 exons. The record is from RefSeq and is a predicted model, not a curated record. Gene Ontology annotation, molecular function: ubiquitin protein ligase activity.
ACCCGUUCAUGACCCAACCGCUAUAAAACACCCUUCACCGUUUCCUCCCUUGCGUUUCCCUUUGAGUCUAUACAUAAAUCAACACUGUAUACUUUUCUCGAUUGUUCAGAUAACAAUCGGAUCAUCGAUUUUCCGAGGUUUUGGUCUGCUUGAGAAACAAACUUUCUGUUCUGUGGCUUAGACAGCUAUGGGCCGUAGACAUGUACUCAAGGCACCUCAGAUUUUUGAGACCGAUAAUAAUCAGGAGUGGAAUCAUGCAGAGCAACCGCACUUGCAUAUGGCAAGGGCCGGUGGUUCUGAUGGCAGUGCACAUAUUCAUCCUGUUGAUAAUAUGACAAUCCAAGGUGGACACUCCACUUCUAUGUGGACUGCUGCUCCUAUGCCGAGUGGACACUCUUCGUCCAAUCUUAAUGUUGAAAUGGCACAUUAUCAACCACAGGCUCCUGGCCCAUCGCAUGAUCCUUUUCUUCAUCAAUCUCCUUCUGGGAACUUCCUUAUGCUUCAAGAAAAUUACCCACAUCAUGCAUCCUCAUCCAAUCUUCCUCGGCAAACAGUCCCUUGGGUAGAUGGUGGUUUUUCUGAUCCGACAGUGGUCAAUGACAGGGGCCCAUAUAAGCGAAAGAGCCCUGGAGCCCUUCCAAUACAUGAGAGUGGCAGUGCUAGAAGAUAUCAUAAUGUUGGAAGUUCGUCAGAUCUCUCCUUUCCCUCUGACCCAUGGCAGGAGACGCAGACGACUGAAUCUUAUCAUACACCUUUGGAGAAUCCUCCUAGUUACAGGGUUAAUAGUGUUUGUGUUGGUGGUGAAGGUGCUCUGAGGAAUAUCAGGAGUAGAGCUGAAGUUGACAUGGAAAAUAUUCCGAGUUCAAAUGCUCCAACGAGGGAAUGGAAUCAUAGGGUCAUAUCUACUACUGGUCAUGAUACCAUUUUUUACUGUCAAGAGCCCAACUCCCUGAAUACAGUGAACAAUCAUCCUAGUGCUUCCCUAGAGGAUGAGGGGUGCCACAAUGGUGUUACCUCAAGUAGAAACCCUGUUUUUCCAAAUGUACAGCCCAACUCGAGGCCGUCUGUCAGAGGAUUUAGGAGUGUUGGUCCAAGAUAUGCUCCAUCUUCCAGACCUUCGGACAACUUGAGCCCUGGUCAAGUGAUGACCUCAGAUGAAGGGCUGCAAAUGGUUGCAGGAAGUUAUCCCUCGAGGCAUCCACGAGUGUUUCCAACCGUAAGAUUCCGCAACAUUGACAGAAAUGGGAGAAAUAGUAAUAGAUAUAGCUCCUUUCCAGGACAGGGUCUCGUGGGUCAGUCAGCAUAUUAUGGAUCCAGAUAUCCCUCUGAUCAGCAUACGGGCAUGAGGCUUGACAUAGACAACAUGAGCUAUGAGGAACUCCUCGCCCUAGGGGAGAGGAUUGGAAAUGUCAGCACUGGCUUGUCUGAGACUUUGAUCUCGAAGUGUUUGACUGAGUUGAUAUAUUGUUCGUCAGACCAAUUCCAAGAAGAAGAAAAGUGUAUUAUCUGUCUGGAGGAAUACAAAAACUUGGAUGAUGUCGCAACUCUGAAAAUCUGUCACCACAAUUAUCAUGUGAGCUGUAUACGGAAAUGGUUAUCGAUCAAGAAUUUAUGCCCAAUCUGCAAGGCUUCUGCUUUGGAUGAGAGCGCGGAGGAGAAAUGAUGUACUCACAUUCUGUUAUAUUAUACCCGAUCUUCUUGUAAAUAUAUUUUACAUAAUCCUCGGAACGUAGGAAAUGGAUUCAAAUAGACAUUGUAGGCAAAUGCCAACUUGAUUUAUUUUUUGAUGGUGCCUUCAUUGUUUAGGAUCUUUGCUAGUGGUUCUACACGACUUGUUAGUAUCCCUUUGACCACUUUAUUUAUAUACAUUAUUGAA